This is a messenger RNA of Myiozetetes cayanensis, 2188 nucleotides long. RefSeq names its product LAS1 like ribosome biogenesis factor (gene LAS1L). The record is from RefSeq and is a predicted model, not a curated record. The coding region runs from base 8 to 1894 and encodes 628 amino acids. Gene Ontology annotation, biological process: maturation of 5.8S rRNA; maturation of LSU-rRNA. Gene Ontology annotation, cellular component: Las1 complex; preribosome, large subunit precursor. Gene Ontology annotation, molecular function: endonuclease activity. The transcript has 13 exons. Lineage: Eukaryota; Metazoa; Chordata; Aves; Passeriformes; Tyrannidae.
GGGCCUCAUGUCGGGCAGCAUGUCGGGCCGCUCGGGGCCGGGUUGGCGCCGCGGGCGGCUGGGCUCGGCCCCGGCCCCGGGCCGCAGGCGGCUGAAGCCGCUGCGCACGGUGGUGGCGUGGAGGGGCCGGGCGGAGUGGGACCAGGUGAUGGUGGGGUUGUACUGCGGAGACUGCCGGCUGCAGCAGGACGCGCUGGAUCGGGUGUCGGCCUGGAAGAGCCGGUAUGGUCAAAAAAUGCCUCUUGCAGUGGAUUGCACUGCAGAACUGAUUCGUUGCAAGGUCCUGGAUUCGUCUGGCAGAUUGAAGUCACACGAGCUCAUCCUCUCUUAUGGGCUGGCACUUGUAAGGUUUGUCAACUUGAUCACAGAAAGGAAACAGAAGAUGGCCAGCAUUCCUCUGAGACAAUUGGCCAGAGAGGUGGAUAUCCCCAUCUGGGUGGUGGACCUGCGUCACGAGCUGACCCACGGGAAGCUGCCGCGGUUGGCCCUAUGCCGCAAGGGUUGUGAUGUUGUGCUGGACUGGCUACGAAAGACAUAUUGGAGCCGUCAACUGGGCAAUAACUUGUGUGAAGGAAGUGAGGAUGAGGUUGAGGAAGAGGAGGAAGCAAACACAGAGUUGGGCAAUGAGGCAUGGGAGAUUGAAACCCCGCAGCACGAGACCUGUCAGAAACACAAGGAAUUCCAUGAAAAAGUCAGAGAUGUUCUGACAUCUUACAAGAAUGAGCAGUUUCGGGUUAUGCAGACUAUGCAGUCUGCUUCAAAGUCUCGAGAAUUGUGGUCUGAUUCCUCUUCAGAAAUGGAUUGGAUUUUGGCUCAGAUCAAAGACCUGAUGCAGGAAAACAGGGAAUCAGUGGCUGAAGCUCUUCUCAGUGAUGGCUUUCUCAUCCCAAAGAUGGAUUGUCUGAAGGUGCUAAAUAUCAAGUAUGAAGCAAAUAAAGAGGUAUGGCAGUUCAAAAUUCCUCAGACCUUUUACUGCUUUUGGCAACCUUUGCUGACAGGCCUCCUUUCACGAAGUUUUACACAGAUCCUAAUAGAGAAAAUGUUUAUGGAACUGAAGGAAUGUUCUGACUCUUCAGAACUCAGGCAUCAGUUCUUGAUCAGCUGGAUUUCUGAGUUGCUGACUGGCAUUGCCAAAGUAAAUGCUGGGAAGAAAAGACAACACUGUAACAAACAGGUGUCCGUGAAGGAGCUGUUCCUCCAUAAAGUUCCUUUGCAGUGGAUAAGACUGACUGACAGUUGCUUGGAAGCUCCCUGCUGGGCAACCCCACAUCUUCUUCAGCUGAUCCUCACAAUCAUGAGGCCUCGCUUGUCACGUACUUCUCGGAAGAACCUUCUCUAUCUUGCUUCCAUUUACACAGAAGGAGGUGCCCCUUUGUCUAGUCCAGGCCUCUCUUCAGACAGCAGUGAACAUCCAAUUUACACUAUAGAGAGCUUACAGUGGAGAGUCAGGCAGGAAAAUCAAGUUAAAAAUCAAGGGCAGACUGUAGAGAAAGAAGAUGAUGUGCUGGAGAGAGAUGAUGAUGUAGAGGAAGUGGAGGAGGAGGAAGAAGAGAUGGUAACUGAAACAAAUCCUUUUGAAGGACUGGCUCAUCCUGGUAACAUGGCAGCUGUUGCUGAGAGAAGAGCAGCACUGCAAGGGUCCGCCUGGCAGAUCACUACAGAUGAAGUACAAUGGAAAGACUUUCCUCUUGGGAAACUCCCAGGUCAGACAGAUGACCCUGAUGGUCUCAUGUUGGAUAAUUAUUCUAUGAUGUCGCUGCUUGAUCAGCCAGUGAGAGAUGAGUGGAAGUCUCUUCAUACAAACUCUGCAGAAUUGAAAACGCAUGGGACAGGAGGAUUGUUAUGGACCCAGAAUGACUUCCAUAAAAUAAAAAGUGGCCUUCAACUUUUCUGAGACAGCAUCAGAGAGCUCUGUGACUUUCAGUAUUGCACAAGUUAAGUGGGAUGGAAGAACUAGUAAUGGUGGUGGGAAAAUAAUUUGUUGUUGUUGUGAUUUACUGAUUUUUACCCUAUAAAAUCAGUGGUUUAUAAAGGUGUUUUAAGUUCCAUGUAUAGUAACCAUUGUCUUACUACCAUGAACCUUUAACUCUAGUUGAUGUUUGCGAAAUACAGUUAAGAGAACUUUGGAAUCCCUCAAGGUUCCUUAAUUUUUUCAUGGUUAAUAAAUGCAACUGACUUUGAAGACAAA